Sphenostylis stenocarpa is the source of this 1290-nucleotide messenger RNA. The record is from the annotation of a GenBank genome assembly. Lineage: Eukaryota; Viridiplantae; Streptophyta; Magnoliopsida; Fabales; Fabaceae.
AUGGUUGAUCCAAAGGGUAGUUCGACGUGGUUAAAAUGUAUAAAUGUCAGUGACAUAUGGCAGGAUCAUGGGGUAUAUGGAGCCCUGGCAGCUAUAGCCAUAAGCAUCCUUGUUCCUGUUUUGUUUUCAGCUUUGUUCUUUGGAAAUAAAAAAAGAAAAAUAAGAGGUGUGCCUGUAGACGUUAGUGGUGAGGCAGGUUAUGCAAUACGUAAUGCUAGAAAGACUGAGUUGGUUGAAGUUCCUUGGCAAGGAGCUCCAACCAUGGCUCAUCUGUUUGAGCAAUCAUGUGAUAAAUAUACCCGGAAUCGAUUUCUUGGAACCAGAAAACUAAUACAAAGAGAGUUUGUUACAUCUAGUGAUGGCAGGAAGUUUGAGAAACUUCAUUUAGGAGACUAUGAAUGGGAAACCUAUGGAGAAGUAUUUACUCGUGUGUCCAAUUUUGCAUCUGGUCUUCUUAAGUUAGGUCAUUCUAUAGAUAGCCGUGUUGCCAUUUUCUCUGAUACAAGGUCUGAGUGGCUCAUUGCUCUUCAGGGUUGCUUCAGGCAGAAUGUAACAGUUGUUACUAUUUAUGCUUCUCUAGGAGAGGAUGCCCUGAUCCAUUCACUAAAUGAGACUGAAGUGUCUACUCUGAUCUGUGACUCCAAGCAGUUGAGGAAGUUGGAUGCAAUAAGAUCAAGAAUAACAUCUUUACAAAAUGUUAUUUACUUUGAAGAUGAUGAUAAAGAAGAUGCUUUCUCAGGAAGUUCAAGUGGUUGGACAAUUGCAUCUUUUAGUGAAGUUGAGAAACUUGGGAAAGAAAGUCCGGUUGAGCCAACCCUACCUUCCAAGAAUGGUAUUGCAGUUAUCAUGUACACAAGUGGCAGUACAGGUCUGCCAAAGGGUGUUAUGAUUACUCAUGGGAACAUUGUAGCUACUACAGCAGCUGUUAUGCCAGUGAUUCCAAAUCUUGGUAGCAAGGAUGUGUACCUGGCAUACCUGCCACUUGCCCAUGUUUUUGAAAUGGCAGCAGAGUCAGUAAUGCUGGCUGCAGGUUGUGCAAUUGGUUACGGCUCUCCUCUGACUAUGACUGACACUUCUAAUAAAAUCAAGAAAGGAACUAAGGGAGAUGCCACUGUAUUGAAGCCCACACUAUUGACAGCAGUACCAGCUAUUCUUGAUCGUAUUCGAGAUGGAGUUGUAAAAAAGCUCUGCUUCUCCCUCUGCAUCUUUAUGUCUCUCUGUUCUCUGCAUCAGAGUGUUUUGGGCUCUGCUUCUGUGUACCUACCUGAUUUUCUCCUCCAUGUUGCAUGA